Molecule: messenger RNA, 2196 nt
Organism: Pistacia vera
Lineage: Eukaryota; Viridiplantae; Streptophyta; Magnoliopsida; Sapindales; Anacardiaceae
Product: pentatricopeptide repeat-containing protein At4g20090-like
Exons: 2
Coding region: 108-2087 (659 amino acids)
Molecular function (GO): protein binding
Source: RefSeq, a predicted model, not a curated record
CUCUGAACUUGAGCUUUAAUAAAAUUGAACAAAAACCCUUGUAAAACCCCAAGCUUUCACUACAUUAAACCUUCCACAACCCUUAAACAGGAGAUCCUUUUGUACCCAUGCCAAAAUGGUCUCUUUAUCACUCGAAAACCCUCCUUUUCAACUCCAUCAUCAGGAGCUUCUCCUCAAUCAAAACCCCAAGUCAGUCCUUUCAUUGUUUCUUUUCAGUUCUUAGUUCAAUUCCAUCAAACAAAUGUGUGGACUCUGAACCUGAAAAUAUAUAUGAGUCUGAGAAACCAAUAUCUGAUCAUAUCUUUAAGUCUGGUCCAAGACUAGGUUCUUAUAAGCAAGGUGAUUCAACCUUUUAUUCACUCAUUGAAAACUAUGCGAAUUCUGGGGAUCUUAGGGCUUUAGAGAGGGUUUUGUAUCAAAUGAGAUGCGAAAAGAGAGUGGUUUUGGAGAAGAGUUUUAUUCUGAUGUUUAAGGCUUAUGGUAAAGCACAUUUGGUGGAUGAAGUUGUUGAUUUGUUUUAUAGAAUGGUUGAUGAAUUUCAGUGUAAAAGAACUGUUAGGUCGUUUAAUUCGGUUCUUAAUGUGAUAAUACAAGAGGGCUUUUAUUCUCGCGCUUUGGAGUUUUACAAUUGUGUUGUUAAUGAUAAAAGCAUGAAUAUUUUGCCUAAUGUCUUGAGUUUUAAUUUGGUUAUCAAGAAUAUGUGUAAAUUGGGAUUGGUUGAUAAAGCAAUUGAGGUGUUUACAGAGAUGCCGGUUAAGAAAUGUGUACCGGAUGUGUAUACUUAUUGUACAUUGAUGGAUGGGUUGUGCAAGGAAAACAGAACUGAUGAGGCUGUUUUGCUGUUGGAUGAGAUGCAAAUUGAGGGUUGCUUCCCUAGUCCUGUUACGUUCAAUGUUUUGAUUAAUGGGUUGUGCAAGAAGGGUGACUUGGCACGUGCAACCAAAAUUGUGGAUAACAUGCUUCUCAAAGGAUGUGCCCCCAAUGAGGUGACUUAUAAUACGCUUAUUCAUGGUUUGUGUCUUAAGGGGAAGUUGGAUAAGGCGGUUAGUCUUUUGGAUCAGAUGGUGUCAAAUAAAUGUGUGCCUAAUGUAGUUACAUAUGGAACGAUAAUUGAUGGGUUAGUGAAGCAAGGGAGAGCUGCUGAUGGUGUUCGUGUGUUGGUUUCUAUGGAGGAAAGACAGUUUCGUUUGAAUGAGUAUAUUUAUUCGAGUCUUAUUAGUGGAUUGUUUAAGGAGGGGAAGUCUGAGGACGCAAUGAACCUGUGGAAGGAAAUGAUCAAAAAAGGCUGUAAGCCAAAUAGUGUUGUUUACAGUGCUCUUAUAGAUGGAUUAUGCCGAGUGGGCAAACCAGAUGAAGCUGAGGAAGUUCUCUUUGAAAUGAUGAAUAAGGGUUGCAUUCCCAAUGCUUUCACUUAUAGCUCCUUGAUGAAAGGUUUCUUUGAGAGUGGUAAAAGUGAUAAGGCUAUUCAAAUUUGGAAAGAGAUGGCAAAGAAUAACUGUAUAUGCAAUGCGGUUUGUUAUAGUGUGCUUAUUAAUGGACUUUGUGGGGGUGGGAAACUCAGUGAGGCUAAGAUGGUGUGGGCACAAAUGCUGAGCAGAGGAUGUAAACCUGAUGCCGUGGCUUACAGUUCGAUGAUUCAUGGCCUAUGCAAUGCUGGCUCAUUAGAAGAAGCUUUGAAACUUUUCAAUGAGAUGCUUUUCCAGGAGCCGGAAUCUCAACCUGAUGUUGUCACUUAUAACAUCCUAUUUAAUGCUUUGUGCAAGCAAAGUAACAUCUCUUGUGCCAUUGAUCUUUUGAAUAGUAUGAUGGACCGGGGCUGUGACCCUGAUGUAUAUACAUGCAACAUCUUUUUGACAGCUUUGAAAGGGUUAGAUACACCUCAGGAUGGGAGAGAGUUUUUAGAUGAGCUUGUAGUCCGUCUCUUUAAGAGAAAAAGAACUUUAGGUGCUUACAAGAUUGUAGAAGUGAUGCUGCAAAAAUUUUUAUCUCCAAAAGCCUCAACUUGGGAAAAAAUUGUUCAAGACUUUUGCAAACCUAAAAAGAUUCAAGCAGCUAUUGACACAUGUUGGAGAAACUUGUACAGCUGAUUCUUUAGUGCAAUUUCCUUUUGAUUGUGGAGACUCUUGGUUGCAAACCAUAUGGAGGUUGUGAAUGGUACCAAACUGACAUACUCGAGUCUUCGAAACAGUAGGUUGG